Molecule: messenger RNA, 1828 nt
Organism: Chiloscyllium plagiosum (whitespotted bambooshark)
Lineage: Eukaryota; Metazoa; Chordata; Chondrichthyes; Orectolobiformes; Hemiscylliidae
Source: RefSeq, a predicted model, not a curated record
CCAGCCAGUCUAGCCUGUAUGGGCAGUCUCUACAGCUGCUCGCCCCCUUCGCCCUUCUAUCCGCAGGAGGCGAGACUUUCAAAACUUUUGUGUGACUGAGCUGAAGCCGUGCGGUCCCUCAGGAAAUGCCUGAGUUCGGUGAGUUCUCAAACUGAAACAUUGAUGGUUGCUCUUCCUGGUGAUGUCAGCGGGAUGUUUUGGCUCCGCCUGAGUUGCUGAUCUCUGCCACAGUUCCUGCAUUUUCAGACUCCCACCACACCCGGGCGUCGGCGUCACGUCUAACUCUUUAAAUAUCAAGACAAAUUCCGGGCCAAGGACUUAAAGCAGCAACGCCAGGGAGGAAAGCGAUCUGCUCGACCUUAAAGGGAUUUACAAUUUAUGCUCCUAACUAAAGGAACCCAUUUAUGAAGUGAGGACGCUGCUAAGAAUAAGCGCGACUGAAUUAAAACUGACGUUCUAUGAGGAUUAUUCUCCCGGGGAUCGCGGCGGAGUCAGCAGAGUAAGGCUCGUAGGCACUCGGCAGGGCUGGGAGAGACAGAGAAAGAGAGAGACACACAUACAGACAGGACAGACAGAGAGAGAGAAGGGGGCACGGUUCAGAGGCUCCGAGCAAAUCACCUGUGCUUUCCUUCUUAGCCCUUUUAUCCGAGAAACCUUUAGAAGACAAAAGGAAACCUCUCACGGUGGAACCCAAACACACAAGAAUCGCACCCCGUUGGUUAAUCUUUCAACUGAGAGCGCCGGGAUUUUUUUCUCCCUCUCGCCCGUAUUCUCCAGCACGCACACACAACAGACACACACAAGCCAACACAAUAUUGCAUGAUUCCUUUAAGCGUCUGAGAGACUUUGUUGUGACUCAAGACCGAUCAAAGGUAAUCGAAUGGACCAUACAAGCACCAGGAGCUGCAGCCGAGCCCCAACUUGCGAGGCCCAUCAAAACGAGCCUUCAAUGCGUGUAGUCAUCAAUACGACGACCGGAGCCCAGUAUGAUCUUUCUGUUCCAGUAGACGAGACAGUAGAAGGACUCAAAAGGAGGUUAUCACAGCGUUUGAAGGUUGCCAAGGAGCGUCUAGUCCUCUUGCACAAAGAAACGCGUUUAAAUUCCGGAAAGCUACAGGACCACGGUAUAACAGAAGGAAGCAAGCUAACCCUUGUCCCGACUGUAGAGGCUGGUCUCAUGUCUCAAGCUUCGCGCCCGGAGCAAUCAGUAAUGCAAGCUUUGGAAAGCUUAACGGAAACUCAGGUCAAUGACUUUCUGUCAGGACGGUCACCUUUGACACUUGCCUUGCGGGUUGGAGAUCAUAUGAUGUUUGUUCAGCUCCAGUUGGCAGCUCAGCAGGCUGGCAGCCAGCUCCAGCACAGGCAUGUGAUAGCCAGUCGGGAGAGCAGCAGUGGGGCAGCGGCACCCAGCUUUACGAAUGCUCAAGGACUUCACAGGCAAACUGUGGGAGCCUCAAACUGUAACCACAUAUCGGCCUGCCAGCAAACAAUGGCAAGCCCAGGCCCUGCAGCUGCGGCAACCUGCUUUAGCACAGCACGCCCACCCUCAGUCACUGCUGGAUCGUUCAGGUCACAUGGAGCCACCACAUCAACAAGCAGCCACAACGUUGCUUCUCCAUCAUGCACUGAGGGUGACUGCAGUACGAGAAGCAGUAGUCCAACAGCUCCAAGCAAGUCUCGAAAGCCAGGUGCCAUCAUUGAGAGCUUUGUCAACCAUGCCCCUGGGGUUUUCUCAGGAACCUUCUCAGGUAAUUCAAAAUAUAUCUGUUUUUUCCAAAUUCUUUUAAUGAGAAAGAUAGGUACAAGUUGGUAGAGGAGUGGGGGAUGG